AUCCUAUUAAAGUUCACACUCAGAAUAAGAUACCUGAAAUGGAGGCAACUCAGAUAAGGAUUAUCGACAAAACCAUUGUUUUACCUACCCUUCCACCAUUCCAUGAAGACCAUACCCUUGCACUCUCCCACAUAGAUAAUGAUCGUAACAUCCAGGUUAAUUUCCGUUACCUUCGUGCUUAUGUGAACUCCCAUCCCAACCCGGCCGAUCCUGUCCUUAUUAUCUCUGAAGCACUGUCGAAAGUCCUCGUCCACUACUACCCUCUUGCGGGAACUCUCCAACGCCAUUCUCAAGAUUCGCGGUUCGAGCUAUUUUGUUCUGCAGGUCAAGGUGUACCUGUGAUCCGAGCCGUCUGUAAUCAGUCACUUGACUCGUUGAAUUAUCUCGAUGACCCAGCUGAGAAGUUCCUCGAAGAAUUGGUGCCCGACCCGGAAUAUGAAGAUGUUCUGGAACACCCAUUUGUGUUGCAAAUUACAACAUUCGCAUGUGGUGGAUUCAGCUUAGGCUCUUCCGUUUACCACUCAAUGUGUGAUGGGUUUGGAUCGGGUAUGUUUUUCAAUGCAAUGGCUGAGUUAGCUCGUGGAGCUAGUGAGAUCUCUACCAAACCUGUUUGGGAAAGAGCGAAUCAACUAGGACCUAGAAGUCCACCUAAAGUUGAGUUCCCAUUUCAUGAGUUUUUGUUGUUAGACAAAGAAUUCUCACCUUACAAGGGAAACAUUAGCAAUUUAUCUAUUCGAGAGUGUUUUCAUGUACAAGACGAGGCAUUAGAACGAUUUAAAGGCUUAUUAUUUGAACAAUCAGGAGGAAAGAAAUUCACUACAUUUGAAGCUUUGGGUGCUCUUAUAUGGCGAGCCAGAGUCAAGGCCUCUAAAUUUCCAAGUGAGGAGAAGGUGAAAUUUGCAUACUCUCUCAACAUCAGAAACCAACUAAAACCAGCCUUGCCAUCGGGUUAUUGGGGCAACAGUUGUGUAACAAUGUACGUGCAACUAACAGUUCAAGAACUACUGCAACAACCGAUUUGGGUGAUAGCGGAACUCAUUAGCAAAAGCAAACGGAACGCUACCGAUGAAUACGUGAGAUCGUUUAUUGAUUUUCAAGAGUUACAUUAUACAGAAGGAAUUACAGCGGGGAAAGGUGUUAGUGGAUUCACAGAUUGGAGACAUUUAGGCCAUUCGACAAUGGAUUUUGGAUGGGGUAGUCCGGUUACUGUCUUGCCACUUUCCAGGAAUUUACUUGGCAGUUCUGAACCUUGUUUCUUCUUGCCGUACUCAUUGGCAGUCCAUGGAGGUAAGAAAGAUGGAUUUAAGGUUUUGGUUUCUUUGCCUGAGACAGCCAUCGCUGGUUUCAGAGCUGAAAUGGAGAGGUUUGAAAGUAAAUUAUGAGAAGUUUGAUGAAUCAUCACAAAUAAAGGGGGUCAUUGUUUUAGUUUUUCUUUCAACCAUUUUAAUCAAGUAUUAAAGUUUGUUGUCGUUAGGGUUCCUUAUAUCUUGAAAGCAAUAUUUUAUUGACCAA
Papaver somniferum (opium poppy) is the source of this 1512-nucleotide messenger RNA. RefSeq names its product spermidine coumaroyl-CoA acyltransferase-like. The coding region runs from base 39 to 1382 and encodes 447 amino acids. NCBI's taxonomy places the organism in Eukaryota, Viridiplantae, Streptophyta, Magnoliopsida, Ranunculales, Papaveraceae. The record is from RefSeq and is a predicted model, not a curated record. The transcript is spliced from 2 exons.